UUUAGUGAGGUGUGCACUUAUUUUUCGCUCCAGCGCUUCAAUCACCGAUUUCCAAUUGCCAAAUUCAUUAAAAAGAAGAAAAGAAAACAAAAUUGCUUAUAAAAAUGUGAAAAUUCAAUUAAGUGACGAAUAUUUGCUAAUAUAUACACUUGCAGCAGUAAAGCCAUUAGAAUUGUGGAAGAAGUGCCUUUUGUACUGCGUGCCGAGACCCAUCGACCGAAUGUGUUUAUUUUUUAACUCAAAUUGGAAUUGUGAAAAAGUUUACUGAAUUAUUUUCUUAAAGUGCACCUAGUUGGGUUCGAAUAAUGUGUAUAGUGGAGUUCUCGCAAGUUUACACAUAAAUAGACGAUAUUGCAGAUGCAGUUUUUCUGGAUUAAACUACAUGUGUACAUACUUUGACGAGUAGUCAUUUUGGCCAUUAUUGGAUGUGGUUUCUGUGGAAAGAAGUGCAAGAGUGGCGCCGAGCCAAUGACCGCAUAUUCGAUUGAAACUUUCGAAAGCAAAUUAAUGUGCAAAACAGUACAAAAUGUGCUACAUCAGUCGCUGUAAACGAAAAACAUUACUUUUGGUAAAUUCAAGUGGAAAACUUUAAUAUCCACUACAAAACUACUCUAGAAAACCUUAAACCUGUGAAACAAAAAAAAAACCCCUCACUAAAAUCCCAAAAAAUCCCAAAACUAAAAAAAGCUAUGUCUACGAAGUUCUCCGCGCAUCCUGACUUGGCGGUCGAACAAUUGCAACGCGCCGAGCUUGCAGCGCGACAGAACUCAAGCAAAUCACACGCGCAUCAUAGGCGGCAUCACUCUGUCGGUGCGGGGCUAGACAGCGGGCAUAGUACACCGAGUAAGUCUACAACUUCCGCGAGUAAAUCUGCGGCAACGAAAAAUGCCCCCAAACUAAUUUCCAAUGCCACAGUAGAUAAGACAAAUUCAAGUGGCGCCGGCGCCGGCGCCGCCAGCGCAGCGGAGCAGGACGCGUAUUCACGUUCAUCCCCAAUGCGAACUUUUAUGCCCAAAACGCAUGACACACAAAAUGUGGAUGUGCUGGACAACAAAUUCGCCUAUAACGCCGAUGGUGUCGAUAUGGAAGAUCGGAUGGUGUUAGCGUAUAUCGAUGAUAUCGAUCUCAAUUGUGACGAUGAGGAUGAUGUUUACAUACGAAAUGCAAAUAGUCGAUCAAGAAACACCAAAGACUGUGUAGACUGUACGUCGUCGUCGUCGUCGUUGCGGUGGUCAGCUGCAGGCGUUGCUGCCUCAUCACAACAACAGUCAGAGCAACAAGACGCCACUUCCGUGGAUGAGCCGGAUUACUUGCAGCAUCGCUUUAGUCGAACAGCAGCUAGUUGUAGUAGCCGGCUGCCUCACAACAGCAACAUCAGCAGUGAUUACUACACCAGCGACCCGCGUGCCUCACCCAUACACGCCAUCAGCGAUGGCUGUGUCAGUGGCUUAAGCAGUGCUUUAAGCUCACCCUCGGCCAGCACCGUAUCGUCGCCACUUUCAACGCCGACAAGACUUGCGCCACAUUUUCAGCAACAAAACCAAAAUAACUACAACGGCAACAAUUGCUGUCAAAAGUCGCUAACAGCGGGUGGUUGCUGUGGCGGCGGUAGCGCCAACAGCGACAGCGAUAAAAGUUGCAAUCAUCUUCAUCACCACCACCACAAUCAUCAGCAUCAGUCGCCACAGCAUCUACACAACCAUCAUCAUCAUCAUCAUACAGUGGCUUCAUCUACGUCGCUUAAGUCCACAUCUAAGACGGCGGCGGCUGCAGCGGCAGCAGCGGCAUCAUCAUCGUC
Molecule: messenger RNA, 1798 nt
Organism: Rhagoletis zephyria (snowberry fruit fly)
Lineage: Eukaryota; Metazoa; Arthropoda; Insecta; Diptera; Tephritidae
Product: protein Star-like
Source: RefSeq, a predicted model, not a curated record